GUCGAGAAGCCGAGCGACGCCCUGGGCCAGCACCCGCCGCCCGUUGCCACCAGCAAAAAGGAACAAGACCGCCUGUUACGAGGUCGGCCUGACCAGCCGCAGAACCCCAAGAUUUUAAGAAUUGCCAUCAUCGGAGCACCCAACGCUGGGAAGUCCACACUCUCUAAUCAGCUCUUGGGCAGAAAGGUGUUCCCUGUCUCUAAGAAGGUGCACACAACGCGAUGCAAAGCCCGGGGCGUCGUCACCUACGAGGACACACAACUGAUUAUUCUGGACACACCCGGCCUGACUGAUCCCCUUAAAGCCAAAAGACAUAAAUUAGAUGAAGCCAUGCUGACAGACCCAUGGGACAGCAUGAAACAUGCAGAUUUAGUUCUGGUUUUGGUGGACGUGUCGGACCACUGGACACGAAACUCUCUGAGCAAGGAGGUGCUGAAGUGUCUUUCUCAGUUUCCCCAGAUCCCCAGUGUCCUGGUUCUGAACAAGGUGGAUCUGCUAAAGAAUAAGUUCAUCCUGCUGGAUCUAGUAACUGAGCUCACAGAGGGAAUUGUAAAUGGAAAGAAACUGAAAGCGAGAUUUGAGUUCAAACGUGAUUCCAGUUCUUCAGUGAAGGCUCCUCUUCAGAUCACUCAGGCUUCUCCACCUGAGAACAGGGCCCCCGAGUCUCACCAUCUGCAGAAAAAAGAUCAAGUCCAAGACAGUUCUAGCCUGGACAACAGCAGUGACACGAGGGCUUCAGAGUCCAAUCUUGUCACAGAAGCAGAACAAGGGCCAAAGCACUGUGGACCCAGAGAUGUAAAAAACAUGAAAGGCUGGCCGUGCUUUCAGGAGAUCUUCAUGCUGGCAGCUCUCCAUGGGGAGGAGGUGGAUACGCUCAAGAGGUACCUCCUGAUGCAAGCCAAGCCAGGCCGCUGGGACUUUCACAGUGGAGUCUUGACCAGCCAGUCACCUCAAGAAAUCUGUAAUAAUAUCAUUAGGGAGAAGUAUCUGGAGUAUCUGCCACUAGAAGUGCCCUACGGCGUGACUCAGGUGACAGAGAUGUGGGAGGAAGGACCGAGCGGGGAGCUCCUCAUUGUGCAGAACCUUCUGGUCCCAAGGAAGUCUCAUAUGGUGAUGAGUAAGGGUGAGUGCGAUGAUGUUCUCUUUGGGUUUUAAUACAGAUGAUGAAAAGGUAAGGUUAUCAGCAGGAUUGCGCAGGAGGCUGCCCAGGACCUAAUGAACGUUUUCCUGUGUGAUGUCCGCUUGAAGCUCAAGGUGGAGUUGAAGAGUUGA
Molecule: messenger RNA, 1272 nt
Organism: Apaloderma vittatum (bar-tailed trogon)
Lineage: Eukaryota; Metazoa; Chordata; Aves; Trogoniformes; Trogonidae
Product: GTPase Era, mitochondrial-like
Exons: 10
Biological process (GO): ribosomal small subunit assembly
Cellular component (GO): mitochondrial matrix
Molecular function (GO): rRNA binding; GTP binding; ribosomal small subunit binding
Source: RefSeq, a predicted model, not a curated record